Molecule: messenger RNA, 1671 nt
Organism: Microthlaspi erraticum
Lineage: Eukaryota; Viridiplantae; Streptophyta; Magnoliopsida; Brassicales; Brassicaceae
Source: the annotation of a GenBank genome assembly
AUGGCGGCCACUUCCAGCAUUUCCUCUUCCCUCUCUCUCAAUGCUAAACCCAAUAAACCCUCCAAGCCUUUCCGCUUCCUCCGUAACCACCUCCUUAAACCCUCAUUUUCCCCUCUUCCCGCUUCUCUCUCCACCUCAUCUCCUUCGCUUCAUCAUACAGUUUCUUCAUCGAGAAACUCAAACCACCCUCUCGCCCUCCUCGCAGACAACGACGACUACGACGAGAAGCCACGCGAGGAGUGCGGUGUCGUCGGAAUCUACGGCGACUCUGAAGCUUCACGCCUCUGUUACCUAGCUCUCCACGCGCUUCAACACCGAGGCCAAGAAGGUGCAGGCAUCGUCACCGUCAGCAAAGACAAGGUUCUCCAGACAAUCACAGGCGUUGGGUUGGUCUCGGAGGUGUUCAACGAGUCCAAACUAGACCAAUUGCCCGGCGACAUCGCCAUCGGCCACGUCCGUUACUCCACCGCCGGCUCCUCCAUGCUCAAAAACGUCCAGCCGUUCGUCGCCGGGUACCGAUUCGGCUCCGUCGGCGUCGCCCACAACGGGAAUUUAGUCAAUUACACGAAACUCAGAGCCGAUCUCGAGGAGAACGGUUCGAUUUUCAACACCAGCUCCGACACCGAGGUCGUGCUUCAUUUGAUUGCCAUCUCCAAAGCUAGGCCCUUUUUCAUGAGGAUUGUCGACGCUUGUGAGAAGCUUCAAGGUGCGUAUUCGAUGGUGUUUGUUACCGAGGAUAAGCUCGUCGCUGUUCGUGACCCGCAUGGGUUUAGGCCUUUGGUGAUGGGUAGGAGAAGUAACGGAGCUGUUGUGUUUGCUUCGGAGACUUGUGCUCUUGAUUUGAUUGAGGCUACUUACGAGAGAGAGGUUUAUCCUGGUGAGGUUUUAGUUGUGGAUAAGGAUGGUGUGAAAUCUCAGUGCUUGAUGCCUCACCCUGAGCCAAAGCAGUGUAUUUUCGAGCAUAUAUACUUCUCGUUACCGAACUCGAUCGUGUUUGGUCGGUCUGUGUAUGAGUCUAGGUAUGUGUUUGGAGAGAUAUUAGCCACUGAGUCAGGUGUGGAUUGCGAUGUGGUGAUCGCUGUGCCUGACUCUGGCGUUGUGGCUGCUCUUGGCUACGCGGCGAAAGCCGGGGUUGCGUUUCAGCAAGGUUUGAUUAGGUCUCAUUACGUUGGGAGGACGUUUAUUGAGCCGUCUCAGAAGAUCAGAGACUUUGGCGUGAAGCUGAAGCUGUCCCCUGUUAGAGGUGUUUUGGAAGGGAAGAGAGUUGUUGUUGUGGAUGAUUCGAUUGUUAGAGGAACGACUUCGUCUAAGAUUGUGAGGUUGUUGAGAGAAGCGGGUGCGAAGGAGGUUCACAUGAGGAUAGCGAGUCCUCCGAUUGUGGCGUCUUGUUAUUACGGGGUGGACACGCCUAGCUCGGAGGAGCUGAUAUCGAAUAGGAUGAAGGUUGAUGAAGUUAGGGAUUACAUUGGGUGUGAUUCUCUUGCGUUUUUGUCGUUUGAGACUUUGAAGAAGCAUUUAGGGGAGGAUUCUAAGACUUUCUGCUAUGCUUGCUUUACCGGGAACUAUCCGGUGAAGCCGACGGAGGAUAAGGUGAAGAGAGGAGGAGGGGAUUUUAUCGAUGAUGGUCUUGUUGGAGGAAUGAACAACAUUGAAGGAGGUUGGGUUCGAUAG